AUGGUCAGACAUUUAAUUCAAUCACAGUUACGAAAGAUUUGUUCAAAUCCGAACGGUCAGGAAGAUGCAGCAGAACUGGUAAAUCGACGUCUGGAGGAGAUGUACAAACUGAAUGCCGCCCGAUUGAGUGAAAAAGAGAGAAAAACAUACGAGCGGACUUUGGAGCGAAAGUAUCGUUUUCAAAGUGACGCUGACCGGAUUGGUGCGGAUAGACAUCUGUUGAAAGACAGCUGGAAGCGUUGGGAGAUGGUGAUCGCGUCCAAUCCUUUUCGAACUGGUUAUGGUGCGUUUCAGCAGACCACAGAACCUAAACCCCAUCGGUCCACUUCGUCCGCCAUACGUUCAAGACGAACCGGAAAGCAAAUUGAGCGUAGUAGAAGCAAAAAUCACGGAAAGUCGAGAGACCAACGUGCCCAUCCGCAGAACCGGGACGUGCAAUUGCCUCUCGGUCCACGAAUCAAAACACAGGUGCUUCUUUGUGCUCGACCACGUUCCUCUUGGAUAUGCCCAUUGUCUAUGACCUACAGGGACUACCGAAAGCAAACACCCAUUACCGAGCAACGACCCAAAUCCGUUCCCACUAACUUGACUCUUGGAGUUCAACAGGUUGGACAUGGACUGUGGUCCAUUUCGCGUUCGUAUCGCGAGCUCACAUCGCAAGUCAGUGCAUUCGAUCCCAACGACCAGUUAUUGUCUGCCACACGCUCCAGUGCGACCCAAUCCGCGAGAAAUACCUCUUUGUCACGAACCAGUCGCAGUACAAUCAGAUCUAUGAUAACUGAAUGUGACCGAGGCGGUGGAUCGACUGCAUAUGAGGCUAUUCGCCAGUGGUGUAUGGCUGAUAUGCAAACACAAACAGAACAGUUGCAGAAGAAAGUGGAACUAUUCUGUCAUAACACUGAACGAUUUGUGUCUAAUUGUCUCAGAGCCCUCACGAAUAAAAAUGAACAAAGGGAAAACAACCUGGGCAUUCCAAGUACCUUUAUUUUGUUUUCCUGGUGA
Echinostoma caproni is the source of this 1002-nucleotide messenger RNA. NCBI's taxonomy places the organism in Eukaryota, Metazoa, Platyhelminthes, Trematoda, Plagiorchiida, Echinostomatidae. The record is from the annotation of a GenBank genome assembly.